Molecule: messenger RNA, 1134 nt
Organism: Suillus paluster
Lineage: Eukaryota; Fungi; Basidiomycota; Agaricomycetes; Boletales; Suillaceae
Product: transcription initiation factor TFIID component TAF4 family-domain-containing protein
Exons: 4
Coding region: 1-1134 (377 amino acids)
Biological process (GO): transcription initiation at RNA polymerase II promoter
Cellular component (GO): transcription factor TFIID complex
Molecular function (GO): RNA polymerase II general transcription initiation factor activity; DNA binding
Source: RefSeq, a predicted model, not a curated record
AUGGGGCACUACACGACAACUCCAUAUUCCUACCAAUAUACUCACCACUAUCCUCAAGCUGCGUAUUCGCAUUAUUCAUAUGUCCCACAACAAGCCCAAGCCCAAGUACAGAGGCAGCAGACGUCAAUAACUCCUGCAACAGGAGCAACUACUCAGGCCGCAAAUGCCAAUAGUGGGAUGGAUACCGCCGAUGUUGCAACCUUGAAUGAUGUACUUGGAAGCGCGGGUGUUGAUCUCCGGGCGGAGGAGGAAAGCUUGCAGAGGUCCCAUGACUCGCAUCAAUCACGUAAACAACCAGUCACCCCUUCCUUUGACACACGAUAUCUCGGCGCCACUAUGCGCAGCAUUGGCACAGAACACAAGGUGACAAAAAUCCCGGAAGACUCAGUGAAUUACUUGGCGAUCGCUCUCCGUGCCCGUCUACAAGACCUCGUUACUGCGAUGGUUGCUGCAACCUACCAUCGUACGGACACCCAGUUUGACCGUCCGGCAUGUCUGUACGAUAAUGGUACACCGAUGUGGAGCAUAGUCGUACAAAGUGACGUCGCUAAGCAACUAGUUGCGUUGGAGAAGAUUGAGCGAGAGGAAGAGAUUAAUGUUCGGAGAGAGCGCAAAGAACGCGCUGACCUGGCUGCUGCACACGCCGCUAACCUAUCUGCGCAGACUUCAGGUGGCAAUGCCAUGGCCGUUGACGGAGAUGAGGAGGGAGGUGCGAAGAAAAAGAAGAAAAAAGAGGGGCCCAGUGUAACGGCGAGGAAUAUGUCUGAAGAUGUGCGGAAAAAGUUGUCGAACGCUGUCGCAAGUCAGGCUGCUGGACUUGGUGGGAAGUACGCAUGGCUGAAUGCUGCAAAUUCCUCUGCGACAAGUGCUAAACCGAAGGCUGCGGCAUCUUCUGCUGCUGCAACAAGUCCAGCCACCACCACGACCCCCGCGACUACCACAGCUCCUGCAGCAUCAACGACCGCAACAACAUCUUGGGUGCGGCCGUAUGUAGGAAAGAAAGGCAGUCCGACAUCACCACUGACGGGAGAGGAUGAUGAUCGGAUGCUAGUCACAAUGCGUGAGGCGAUGUUUGCCAUAGAGAAGGAAAGAGGUCAUGGAGGAGGUCGCGGAUCCGCCCGCGGAUGGUCGUAG